CCCGCCAUAAGCUGCUUCUUCAGAGGGGUUACCUUGUUGAGACACCUGACAUCCAUUCCAUGUCCUGCUUUCACCAAGCGUCCCGAUCCCGUCCCGUCCACUUCUCUUCUCACUUCCCUCAUCUUCGGUCCUGUGUCCCACGUCUUUGUUCCUAUUGGACCAUUCUCACUUCCUCCUCCGCCGUCGUCCGGAGCUCUCCCGUGACAUCUCCGUUCUUCGGUGCCUAGCUCACAAUCAACUUGCGCAAGAGCUUACAUCUUUGUCAGAGUCAACAAAAGCAAUUUCUUCAGCGGCGCAACUCGAUCAUGCCCGCCCUCACAAUCAACACCGACAACCCUCCCAGCAAUAAUCCCCCUUCUCCGACCCGACCGCCUGUUUCCCCUAUCACACCUCCCUUGCGUCCUACCCAACGCCCCUUGACCGAAGCUACAAGCGCAAGCGCCGGCGGUCAUCCAAGCCUUACACAUUCACAACCCGACCAGACUGCGAUACCACCGCCUGCACCUCAACCAAUAGCCUUUGAUUCCAACCCAGACGUCAUUGCGCUCAAGUCAGCGAUUUCCAUUCUACAAAUUCAGCGACAGCGCGCUACUGCCGACAUCCAAGCUCUCAGUCGCGCAAAAGACGAAGCUGUCCAGGACCCUGAAGCUUUCGUAAAAGACCUUGUCGCAGGAAAGAUUAAUGCGCCCGAAGAUGAUAGCGAUAGCGACGAUGAAGAUACAGGGAUGAGCGGUCAAGGCAGCGGUAAUCAACAAGGCCCCGGUGAAGGGUCCUCCAAGCAGCGCAUCGCUACCCAACCACCAGCAUGGACGAAUCUUCCCCAGCCGCAAAAUGUGGUUCGCUGCCCGCCCAUCAACUGGUCGCAAUACGCUGUGGUCGGUGACUCCCUCGACAAACUUCACAACGAACAAGUCACGCGUCCCAACCAGGGCACACCAGCAGCGAUAGGCGUAAACGGCAUGUACGAAUUCAGAGGUGAAGGGAAGCAAGAGAGAUACCAAGGUGUGGCGGCGCCCUAUAACCCAACCCAGGACCGCCUAAGCAAGAAGCCCAAGAGUAGGAGGUCAUGAGAAAUGAUGGCACCAUGAUUUACGAAAGAAAUCGCAUACACAGAUUCCAAAUAUUGUCUUUGAGCGGAACUUUGAUGCAAUGGAUACAUCAUAUUCACAUAUCGGCGUUAGAGAAUAGAUGGUUGGCGUUUCAUAGGGUGCAAACAAUACAACCCGACAUUUCGAUUAUGCUGAUCACUUAUUCUGGUAACAUUGGCAACGAAACCAAACAAGCAAUUAUGUUGGAUUUGAAAUUUGUGUACUGAGCAACUUGCAAAAGGAAAGCCGUAUGUAAUAUGUUAACCUCUUAAUCGUGCUUGUGUUUGAAGAAACAUCUUCAUUACAGG
Molecule: messenger RNA, 1396 nt
Organism: Fusarium odoratissimum NRRL 54006
Lineage: Eukaryota; Fungi; Ascomycota; Sordariomycetes; Hypocreales; Nectriaceae
Exons: 1
Coding region: 306-1070 (254 amino acids)
Source: RefSeq, a predicted model, not a curated record